AUGUCGCAAAGCCAGGCCAGUAUUGGGCAGCAAUCAAGGCCAACCAGGGGAGGGUCAGAGGCAGCUGCAAGAGAUACCUCUCGACCAAAGCAGGAUGAGUGGACAGAGAUCAAAGAUCCUGGAGAGAGGAGGAAGAUACAGAACAAGCUCGCGCAGCGGCGCUUUCGUGAGUUCCCGGAUCCCAUCUGCAUCGGCGGAAGAGACAAGCAACGAGAACAGAAAGAAGAAACGGAACGCGAGAUGGAGAACCAACGCCGAGCGGGCGGCUCCUAUGCAUCACCCGAGCCUGGUGAUAUUGAUCCAGGCCAAGAGCUCUCUGGUCUUCCAUGGGGCGGCAUCUCGAUGCGGCACAUUGUUGAGGCAGGCAAAAACAAGGAACAGAACUCUCAGCAGAGCUCUCGAGAAAACUCGGUCCACGCCGCUUCACGGAACGGAGGGAGCAGCAGAUUAGGGCUGCGCCUUACUGACCAGUUUGCAAGGGGCUAUCCAGCAUGGAGAUGGUUCCCUUAUCGAGCUUACCGUCAUCCGGGUUGGAGUACUCGAUGAUCAGGCGC
Aaosphaeria arxii CBS 175.79 is the source of this 554-nucleotide messenger RNA. RefSeq lists its product as uncharacterized. The record is from RefSeq and is a predicted model, not a curated record. The transcript is spliced from 3 exons. The coding region runs from base 1 to 546 and encodes 181 amino acids. NCBI's taxonomy places the organism in Eukaryota, Fungi, Ascomycota, Dothideomycetes, Pleosporales.